AUGCAAACGAGUGGGCGUGGCCUCCCCGUGCUGGGGGCGUAUCCCAGGCGCCCGGAGCCGCUCGCGGGGCUGGGGCGCGCGGGGCGGGGGCUGCUGCGGCUGCGGCUCGCCGCGCUCGGCCCCGGGGCCCGGGGCCCCGAGGGGCCGGGGGGGCCCGCGCCGGGGCCGCCGCUGCUGCAGGAACGCUGCCUCUUGCCCAAGGUGGUGGGCAAGUGCCGGGCCUCCUUCCCGCGCUGGUGGUACAACGCCACAAGCCAGACGUGCCAGCGUUUCACCUACGGCGGCUGUGGGGCCAACCUCAACAACUUCCUGGUGGAGGACGAGUGCCGGGUGACGUGCGCUGCGGCCGCAGAUGGGGAGAACUCGAGCGAGAUUCCGCAGCCCAGCCAGAGUGUAGUGCAGAGCGCAGAUGAGUCCUGUACUGCGCCCCGCCUGACCGGCCCCUGCCGCGCUGCCUUCCCCCGCUGGUACUACGACCCGGCGGCCGGGGCCUGCAAGCAGUUCAUCUACGGGGGCUGCAAGGGGAACAAGAACAACUACCUGCGGGAGGAGCUGUGCCUGCGCCAGUGCAGCGGGGCCGCAGGGGGUGCUGAGGGGCCCGAGCCGGGCGUUCACUCCAGCAGAGUGGUGGCCCUGGCCGUGCUGCUGGCCAUCCUCGUCGCUGUCCUGCUGGCCUCCGUGGUCGUCUUCUUCGUGUGGCUGUGCAGGAGGAGCCAGGAGCUGGCCCUGAGCGUGCCCUGGAGCCCGCUGGACGACAAGGAGUAUCUGAUGAGCAACGCCUACACGCUGUGAGGCCGGGCGGCCGGCCCGUGGGCGGCGCCUGCUCCGCUGGGCCUCGCCCGUGUGCACAGCAGAGAGACUGGAGCCGGCUGUGUAGGAAUAUCCCUGGGUCAUAAACUCCCUGCGCCAGCAACCGCUGUGUUUGUGCCCCGGCCACACGGGCGGGGCCUUCGCUGCACCCAGGCCUGUCUCGGGGCCUUGCUUCCAUUUUUUUAAACUUUUUUUUACCAGAA
Mauremys reevesii (Reeves's turtle) is the source of this 1013-nucleotide messenger RNA. It is a transcript of the gene SPINT2, whose product is annotated as serine peptidase inhibitor, Kunitz type 2. The record is from RefSeq and is a predicted model, not a curated record. The transcript has 7 exons. NCBI's taxonomy places the organism in Eukaryota, Metazoa, Chordata, Testudines, Geoemydidae. Gene Ontology annotation, molecular function: serine-type endopeptidase inhibitor activity. Bases 1 to 792 code for a protein of 263 amino acids.